GUGCUGCCGCCGACGCCCCUGCCAUUUCCGGCAACUCACGAAAACGUGUCUGCUUACCGACUGACCGAUUGUGAGUUACAAAGUUGACCGUGUUUCCGUGAAAGUUAGGAAUUUGUGGGGCAAGAUGAGCUCCGACGAAAUGCCCAAGUUCAAUUCCCCCGUCAUCCAGGACAACCCCACCGGCUGGGGUCCUUGCGAGAUGCCUGACCAGUUCAGGAACAUGCCCUAUCAGCCUUUUUCCAAGGGUGACCGGUUGGGAAAGAUUUCUGACUGGACUGGUGCCGCAUUCCAAGACAAAAAGUACACAAACAAGUAUGCCUCGCAGUUUGGUGCAGGGAGUCAAUACGCGUAUUAUCAUGAGGAAGACGAGAGUACUUUUCAUUUGGUGGACACCGCGCGGGUGCAGAAACCUCCUUACCAGAGGGGCAGGUUCCGGCAGAUGAGAGGAAUGCGCGGACGGGCGCAACAGCAGCGGCAGCAGUCCCAAAUGCAAUCUCUUCGCGGCGGCGCCAAGCUUAGGGACAGGGAACGUCAACGACAGACAAAUAAGAACAAGGGCUGGCAGCGCCACAUGGGCAACAGAAACAUGAAAAACAUGCCUCCUGUCAAGAAUAGGGAUGCGUCAGUUACGGUGAAGCCUGAUUGGAUCACCAUUGAAGAGAUGGACUUCCCACGGCUCGCCAAACUGUCUCUUCCCAAUAUCGAGGAUGGAGACGACAUUAAAUGCUGUGGUCAGCUGGAGUUCUAUGACAAGACUUACGACCGCGUCAACUGCAAAAAUGAAAAGCCGCUGCAGCGAGUCAAUCGCAUUUUCCAUACUGUCACCACUACUGAUGACCCUGUCAUCAGAAAGUUGUCCAAGACUGAGGGCAAUGUGUACGCCACCGACGCGAUUCUUGCGACCCUGAUGUGUUGCACCCGUUCCAAUUACUCGUGGGACAUCGUCAUUGACAAAAUCGGAGACAAGUUAUUCUUUGACAAGCGCGACAACACCGAGUUUGAUCUUCUGACUGUGAACGAAACCUCCGUGGAGCCGCCGGUGGAGGACAGCAGUGUGGCUAACUCGCCCAACUCUCCGAGGAAUCUCGCCCUUGAAGCCACCAUGAUCAACCACAAUUUCUCGCAGCAGGUUUUGAAAACGGGCGAAGCUCCGUUCAAGUUUGACGAGCCGAAUCCGUUCGUGAGCGAAGAGGAGAAUGUGCAAGUGGCGUCAGUGGCGUACCGCUACCGCAAGUGGGACCUGGACAACGGCGUUGUUUUGGUCUGCAGAUGCGAGCACGACGCUGUCAUGACCGGACCCAAUGGCGAGAACCAGUACCUCAGCAUCAAAGCGCUGAAUGAGUGGGACUCCAAGCUUUCUGGAAACGUGGAGUGGCGUCAGAAGCUGGACAUCCAGAGAGGUGCUGUCCUUGCCAAUGAGCUGCGCAACAACGCUUGCAAGCUGGCCAAAUGGACCGUGCAGGCCCUCUUGGCCGGAUCCGACCAAAUUAAGUUUGGAUACGUGUCAAGGGCUCAUGUGCGUGAUGCUUCAAAGCACGUAAUUCUCGGCACUCAGCAGUACAAGCCGACCGAGUUUGCCACCCAAAUCAACCUGAACAUGGACAACGCUUGGGGCAUCCUCCGCUGCAUCAUCGACAUUUGCAAGGCGCAACCUGAUGGCAAAUACCUCAUCAUGAAGGACCCCAACAAGCCCAUGAUUCGGCUCUACAGCGUGCCAGACAAUGCAUUUGAGUCUGAGAAUGAAGAUUUGGACGAAGAUGAUGGAGUUUUGAGAGAAAGUGAAGCUUUUCAGCCCCUUUAACAACUUGACUUGAGAGUAAACUUUUGUAAGUUAGACUAACUUCAUGGAAUGACAAGGACUAUCAGUAGAACCUUUAUUUUAUUAGUGCAUGAUUCCUCAUUAGAUCAUUUUUGGUACACAUCACGAUUCACAGCCUUCCAGCAAGGCUGCGUGCAUGAUUUAUUUUAAUUUACUUCACAUAGAUAGCGUCAUCUGUAUCUGUACACUGUGCAUUUAUGAACUGAGCAUUUCCACGUGAGAUUUGACGGGUUGGAAAUUUAUUCUGAACGUUCUAAAUGAGUAGUGAAAAAAUUCGGUGGCUUUUUUUAAUAUGAGUGUGCAAACUGAAAAGAGCAACUUAAUUUGAGUGCAAGUUGAGAUAUCAACGUGAAACGUUCACCCUCCACCCUAACUUUUCAUGUUGAAGAACCAACUAAAACCUUUCAAGGUCAUCUUUUUCAAAAUCCGAGUUGCUGGGCCAAAAAUGUGUCCUGUGAAAUUCACCAAGUUCCGUUGGUUCACUUCCGUUUAGAAAUAUGGCUUUGAGCGUAAACUUUGUUCCUGAAAGUACGCUUAAUGUCGAUGAAUUUGAUUUAUUUUUGUUUGAUUUACUAUGGCACAUCAACAAGACCUAAAUGACACCUGUUAAGUUCAGGCAAACCCUUCAGGGCUUGACCCUGACGACCCUCAGGUUCAAAAUAUCUAUUUUUUCCCAAUUUAACAAAAUCAUUAACAUUUUUAACCCCAAUUUAGUGAAUUAAAAUCAUUUCAACAAAUUACGUUCCCACUCAAUGGCUUCAAAUGUCAUUUUUUUCCAAACUGCAGUAUUUUUUAUAUCACGUGGAAUUGCUCCCACAUGUUCUUAUUGUU
Molecule: messenger RNA, 2650 nt
Organism: Cloeon dipterum
Lineage: Eukaryota; Metazoa; Arthropoda; Insecta; Ephemeroptera; Baetidae
Gene: eIF3d1
Product: eukaryotic translation initiation factor 3 subunit d1
Exons: 11
Coding region: 125-1801 (558 amino acids)
Biological process (GO): translational initiation
Cellular component (GO): cytoplasm; eukaryotic translation initiation factor 3 complex
Molecular function (GO): translation initiation factor activity
Source: RefSeq, a predicted model, not a curated record